GUCUUCCCUCAGCGUACCCCAAACACAUAAAGAGCAAGCGCAGGACAAUGAAUACCAUUCCAAAUGUUCUUCUUACUGACAUUGUUAGGCGUGUAGGGAAGCAUGGGUUCCGUGAGCUUUGCCCUCUAAUCGCUGCUGGUCCUGCUACCAAAGCAAUAGCUUUCGCAGACGAAGUGCUCCAGGAUGCUGACAUAGAUGAAUUCAUCUUCGUGAGCCGCCUAUGCCUUGAAAACUCCAGGUACAGGCCUUUCCUUUUAAAAUGUGUUGCUGCAGGCAACGUUACUGCAAACUAUGUCGAAGGUCUCCGCUUAGCUGUUCAGACGGGCCCUAGCCAAAGGGCACUCGAUCUGAUAGCUUCAGCAACUGACGAAGUUAUAUACGCUCACUUUGCUCUUGGAGCUUUCCUGAUUUGCUGCGGUGCAUUUGACCAUGACAUGGAAGUGUUCUUUGCUUUCUUCAGAAGUGUUGGCACCAUUGAGGAGGCUGUUGGAGUUGCUGAAAUGGUUAUACAUCAAAUAGCGGACAUGGGAAUUUUACCUUCUGGCCUCUAUGACAACACACUCCGCUUUGGUGGGUUACCACACUGUGUGCUCAACAACUUCUCUCUUCUCCAUCUCUGCCCAAAAUGCUUCGCCUUCCACUACGCAAGCCGUAUUCAGGCAAUGUGCUAACCCAUCCUCCUAUCUCGUCAGCCACUAUCUCGCUCUUAUUCUGUAGACCAUGUUACUGAUGUAUUAGUAUAUGGAACUGUCGUAUGCUGUAGUCUUUAUUAUGCCAAACUGUGUAACGCCUAAGCCAAAAAACCUGCUACUUCUGUCCUACCUCUAGUGUUUCCUUUUGAUUCAGAAAACAAAAUUUGCACCAAAUG
Arabidopsis arenosa is the source of this 868-nucleotide messenger RNA. The record is from the annotation of a GenBank genome assembly. Lineage: Eukaryota; Viridiplantae; Streptophyta; Magnoliopsida; Brassicales; Brassicaceae.